AUGUAUAACGGCAUUGGUUUGACGACACCUCGUGGUUCAGGAACCAACGGGUAUGUCGUGCGCAAUUUAUCCUAUGUCAGACCCCCUCCCACCGAUCGGAAUAAGAUGGCUUCUUACGACGACUUGAAAGUCAUUCCUGCAGCCAAAGCACCCAACAAAGAUAUCUUGCUUCAUGAUCGUAAACGCAAUAUAGAAGUGAAAUGUAUGGAACUCCAGAUCAAGCUCGAAGACGAAGAUGUGCCCCUCGAAGAGAUUCGAAAGCAAGUGGAAGAACUGCGUGAACGUCUUUCAGCCGACAUGGACAGUGUACAACGCGAUGUGAAAAAAUUGGCAGAGCAUGAGACCCAUCAACUGAAUGCUGCAAAAGAAGUUGAAAACAAGGCCAUGAUGAAGGCGUUGGGAAUCAAAGAAACCGAAUAUGUCGAAGGAGCGGCUUUUGAUCGAGAAUUACAAGAACAGAAGAAACAAGAGAGAUUAGCAAGUCGAGCCGCUAAAAUGGAAGCCCAACGUGUACGUGCCGAACAACGUGAAAAGGAACGAUUACGUAUAGAGAAAGAAAUGAGAAAGCGCAGAAGAUCCCUGGAAAGAGAACGUCAUCGCCGCAGUCCCAGUCCUAAUCGUCGUGGUCGACGUCGUCCCAGUGCCAGUCCCGAACGAUAUAGCCGUCGUCGUCGCAGCGUGAGUUCUAGUGGCUCAAGUCGAAGCCGUAGCCGCAGUCCAGAUGAUGAGCGUCGAGGACGACGUCGUCGUAGCCUCAGUUCAAGCAGUCGAAGCCGAAGUCGAAGUCCUAGUGUAGACCGUCAUCGUGGUCGUCGCCGUAGUCUCAGUUCCAGCAGCGUCAGUUCUCGAAGCCGCAGUCCGACUCCCGACCGCCGUGGACGUCGUCGUGGUCGCAGCAUUAGCCGCAGUCCCAGUAUUGACCGUCGUCGACGUCGUGGCAGUGUCAGUUACAGCAGCUCAAGUCGAAGCAGAAGCAGAAGCAGAAGCAGUGCCAGUUCUCGUAGUCGCAGUCGCAGCCCUUGA
Radiomyces spectabilis is the source of this 1023-nucleotide messenger RNA. RefSeq lists its product as uncharacterized. The coding region runs from base 1 to 1023 and encodes 340 amino acids. The transcript is spliced from 4 exons. The record is from RefSeq and is a predicted model, not a curated record. NCBI's taxonomy places the organism in Eukaryota, Fungi, Mucoromycota, Mucoromycetes, Mucorales, Radiomycetaceae.